Molecule: messenger RNA, 942 nt
Organism: Soboliphyme baturini
Lineage: Eukaryota; Metazoa; Nematoda; Enoplea; Dioctophymatida; Soboliphymatidae
Source: the annotation of a GenBank genome assembly
AUGCCAAUAUGUCUCGUGCUGGCUGGUUUGCAGAAACAUUACCAAGUUUUCAAAGGGAUCGAGCUGUUGUACAAUGACAAAGCACCGCUGGCGUUCGACGUGCUCUUAAACCUGACUUGCGAUGGUAUCAAACUAGGAUUUGAUGCGAGUUUCCAACGCCUUAAGGUAAUAUCACUGCCUAAUUACGCAAAUUCUGAGAGUGAUUUAGGCACUACUGCCCGAAGGUGCACGUUGCUGUCGUCGCCGUCCGAAAUUCCGGACAUUCAGAAGAUCAACCAGAUCUUUGGCGCAACUCGUCCCGGAGUGUACGACUCUGCGCAGCAGGUUUAUAUGCUGAAAUGGCGAGGGCUGUGUUGCACGUUACCCGUCGAGUCCAAGCUGAAGGUAGGUUACGAUCGGGAUUGCGGCGCUGAUUCGUCUGACACGUUGUCGUUUCAGCCGCACUGCAUCCACGGGUUCAGUUCGCUGGAGUUUCCUUGCGACGCUUCCCCCGUCGUCGACAAAAUUUCGAUCUACGACGGCAACAGUCCGACUGAUAUUAGAAUGGCCGAAAUACCGAUCAACUGUUACUACGGAAACUGCUAUGCCGAAAGUGUGAACGUCAUUCGACGGACGGACAGAACUAUUGGCUUAUCGAUCGAAUUAAAAUCGGAAUGCAUUCAACCUGAUACUUAUUACGACCUGUAUCUGAAAACGUUUUCUAGCGACGUGUGCAUUGGUGAUUUUUGUCAGGAAGUGCUUUCGGCAAUCGGUGCUCCGAAUCGGAUAUUCUACAAGUCGGAAGACAAAAUGAAGAUUCACCUGCCAUCUGAUCAACGCUUGAAGAAAUCCCUCGAAUCGGACUACUUUUUCAAUUAUUUCACUCUCGGCCUUGUAAGUACUGUUUAUUUGUAUGCGUAUUCGUGUGUAUUUGCGUAUCUGUAUGGCACAGCUACAGGGUAG